Messenger RNA from Musa acuminata subsp. malaccensis (wild Malaysian banana), 1298 nucleotides. RefSeq names its product heat stress transcription factor C-2a. Gene Ontology annotation, biological process: cellular response to heat; regulation of transcription by RNA polymerase II. Gene Ontology annotation, cellular component: nucleus. Gene Ontology annotation, molecular function: RNA polymerase II cis-regulatory region sequence-specific DNA binding; DNA-binding transcription factor activity. Lineage: Eukaryota; Viridiplantae; Streptophyta; Magnoliopsida; Zingiberales; Musaceae. The record is from RefSeq and is a predicted model, not a curated record.
GUUUUGACCUCACUCGUUGGGGAGGAGAUGCAAAAAAAGGUCAAGUGUUUUCACUGUCUUUUUGUCAUUUGCUCUUCCUCCGUCUCCUUUUUCUUGGACGGGGUCAUGGAAGAGUCGGGACGGAGGGACACGCGGCCGAUGACGUACCGGUGUCUGUCGCCUAGCUUUUGACCCCCCCCGGCCGCAACGCCACUACAAGACCACCUCCUCUUCUUUACCUACUCUUCCCGUGUUUGGCAAAUCAUCCGCGGUAUCAACUCCGUGCAGUCCGUUCCCCGUUGUCUUUAGCAUCGACAUGGAAGACGGCAGCCGCAGCACGGUUCACCACCAACGCUACCGCCAUGGAGGAGGGGGAGGAGGACCGGUGGCCGCCCCCUUCGUGCUGAAGACGUACCGCAUGGUGGACGACCCCUCCACCGACGCCGUCAUCGCCUGGGGCUGCGACAACAACAGCUUCGUCGUCAUCGACCCCUUUGCUUUCUCGCAGUCCCUCCUUCCCUCCCACUUCAAGCACAGCAACUUCUCCAGCUUCGUUCGCCAGCUCAACACUUAUGGGUUUCGGAAGGUCGAUCCGGAUCGGUGGGAGUUCGCGCACGCGUCGUUCCUGAGAGGACAGAUGCAUCUGCUGAAGCAGAUAGUGCGGAGGAACAGCGGCUGCGGGAAGAAGAAGAAGGAAGGGGGAGAGGAGGAGGAGAACGAGGAGGAAGAGGAGAGGGUGGUGGCGGAGGUAGUGAGGCUGAAACAGGAGCAGCGGAGGAUAGAUGAAACGGUGCAGGGGAUGUGGAGGAGGGUGCAGGAGACGGAGCGCAGGCCGAGGCAGAUGCUGGCCUUCCUGGUCAAGGUGGCCGGGGACCCCAAGCUGAUCCACCGCCUCGGGGGGCCGGCGGCAGCCACGGACGCGAUCGAGGCAGGGGAGAAGCGGGCCCGGCUUCGAUCGGGGGCCGACGAGAGGAUGCUGGAGAUGGAAGGCGGCAGCGGUGGUUGUUCCUUCGAUGGACAGGCCAUGGCGGAGGGGGACGAGGAGGAGUUCCUGGGGACCAUCGACUCCGUGGGGUUGUACGGCGGUCCGGCGUGGGCGGGGAGUGAGUAUGGAGGGAUGGAGGUGGAUGUUGGUGUUGGAUCAGCAGCUUAUCCCUUCUCAUUCCAUCUGGACACAGGGUUUUAGCUCUCGGUUUGUCUUCAUAAUCAUGGAGUUCAAAUGUAUCUAUCUAUCUUAUCUUCUUCCCUUGCUUUUUGCCUCUUUCCUUGUUUCUUUCUGUUGGCAUUAGCACGCAAAUAAAGCUGUGCAGUUUUCCUUU